Wyeomyia smithii (pitcher-plant mosquito) is the source of this 2284-nucleotide messenger RNA. RefSeq names its product NAD-dependent protein deacetylase Sirt2-like. The record is from RefSeq and is a predicted model, not a curated record. The coding region runs from base 339 to 1808 and encodes 489 amino acids. Gene Ontology annotation, molecular function: NAD+ binding. The transcript is spliced from 5 exons. NCBI's taxonomy places the organism in Eukaryota, Metazoa, Arthropoda, Insecta, Diptera, Culicidae.
AUCGAGCGAAUUUGCGUUGACGGUGUUGCUGAAAUUUGUUUGGUUUUUGCAUGCGAAAAAAAAGGAAGGAAAUAUUUUUGCUUUUGUCAUCACGCACAUUCUGACAAUUACAUAUGACUGUUCACUUAGGUGCGAACAGCCUUCAAAAUCUCUUUCAACGCGAAUAACCCGAAUAAAGAAGGGUUUUGACAGCAGUUAGUGCGCUUCCAGGUCAAAACGAGAGGUCAAUAAUAUCUUUUUUGGAGCAACUGUCGCAAAUCAAUCUGGAACUAAAAUUUUCAACAAUAUUUAGGAAAAAGCCUUUGCACCAUCUUUUGCUCAGGCUAAUAUAUAAAAAAAUGUCAGCCGAUAACCCAAUGUUGAAUGCGAGUAUUGGAGAGUGUUCUAAAAUUGAUGUUAACACUAUAAAGCCGGAAAGGGUAUCAAAUGAGUUUCCAGUAGAUGGAAAUGUUUUGAAACCUGGAAAGUUACCAAAUCUUGAUGUAGUAGCUGCUGAGAACAGUCACGGAAUUAAUGUUAACUCAGCUCCAUCGGCGAAGCUAACACCUGAUUUCUCGCAAUUCGACGAUAGUGAAGAUGAAGAUCAUUAUCAUAGUGAAGGAGGAGGUGGAUUUGGUUCCGACACUAUAAGUAUCGAAGGGAUUCGACGGUAUUUAUCAGAUAAACUAGGUUUCUAUACUUCCGAUAACAAUGAUGAUAAAGAUAGUACUCCGAGACGUAAAGUUUUGGAUACGGUCGAUAUUGAAGGUGUCCUUAAGCAUUGGCGGAACGGUGGAUUCAAAAAAAUUGUAACAAUGGUUGGAGCGGGUAUAUCAACCUCUGCAGGAAUACCUGAUUUUCGAUCGCCAGACACCGGUUUAUACAAUAAUCUCCUAAAGUACAACCUACCAUACCCGCAGGCGAUCUUUGAACUAGAAUACUUCUACCAAAACCCGAAACCAUUUUUUCAAUUAGCUAAAGAACUGUAUCCGGGUACGUUUAAACCGACUCCGUCACAUUAUUUUGUGAAGUUACUCGAAAACAAAGGAUUGUUGGUUCGUCAUUAUACGCAAAACAUAGAUACUUUAGAACGAAUAGCUGGAAUAAGCGCGGAGAAGUUAGUAGAAGCGCACGGAACUUUUUUUACGAAUCAUUGCUUGCAGUGUAAAGCUGCAUACACUUUAGAAUUUGUGAAAGAUAAAAUAUUUUCGGAUGAGAUACCAACGUGCACCUGUGGGGGAGUUAUAAAGCCGGAUAUUGUUUUCUUCGGGGAAGGAUUACCUGAAAGUUUUCAUGUGCUACCGCAUAAAGACUUUGCCGAGUGUGACCUUCUCAUUAUUAUGGGAACAUCUUUGACUGUACAACCUUUCGCUUCUCUGGUGGAAUAUGUAAAUGAUGAUUGCGUACGAUUGUUGAUAAACAGGGACAAGGUAGGCGGUGGAGGAUAUGGCCUGUUUCGUGCAAUGAUGUUUGGUGAGGGAUUAUGUUUUGAUUUGCCGGGCAAUCGUCGUGAUGUUGCGUGGACUGGAAACUGCGAUGACGGUUGCUUUUUCUUAGCUGACAAGCUAGGGUUGGGGGACGAGCUUCGUCAAAUGAUUGCGACUGAAUAUUCCAAGUUGGAAGUGGUUCGAGAGGAAACAAUGCCAAGUUUACCUGAUGCCGAUUUCAAGGUUCACGAAUCAAAACAAAAACUGGAAAACAAAAUAGCUAACAGUGAAGGAGAUAAUGACUCAAAUUCUAGUUCUGCAACAGAUUCGCGGCAAAACACAGAAACUGAUAGAACUGUGGAUGAAAAGAAUAUUCCCGAAACUGUGGAUGAAUGCAAGUGAAAUAAUAACAUUUAUUUGGACAUGCGAAUAUUUUGCAAACCGGAGGAUAUUUUUAUGUUUUAGAAAUAUGACUACUGUAAAAUAAAAAAAUCGAUGUGGUAGGUUUUUCACAAGGAAAAAGUUUACGAUUUUCAUAGCCCGAUUGCUAAAAACAAACAUUUGUGUUUUUGACAUGAUUCACAAAGGUUGUUAUUCAACCAGAAGUAAAUUGGUUAAUGGUACUAGUUCAGUCAAAAGCACGUAAUGAAAUUAUGAAAUAUUGAACUAGUGUUCUUAGGUUAACCGUAGGUGUUUAGGUAACGCUUCGCGAGUAUAUAUUUUAUAAUUAAAGUACACUUAUUGAAUUAUCUUCAUGGUUUUUCACAUUUAGUCUUUAUUAGGAAUUGUGAAUAGAAACUAAAACAGGACUGAAAAAUAUAAGUUUAGGGUAAAUAUGUUGCGAUCAGCUUUGGGCAAAUAAAUCUGAAUGAAAUUCA